ACCCAACUGCAUCUGAUCUUAUAAAAGAUUUAGAGUUAUAUUGUAGAAUUGUUGAUAAACUUCUUUUAACAAAAGAUUUAAUAAAUGAUGAUGAAAUUCUUGCGAUGGUUCAUGAUACGUUUGAUCCUGCACCAGUGGUAACAGAUUCUGAAGAAGAUAAUAUGCCUCUAGCAUUCUCAGUAAGUUUAUCAGAAGCAAUAAAUGCAUUGCAUACUCUUGUACGAUUUCAGGAACAAAGAGAAAGUAAUGAUGGAUUUAAACCAGAAGAGUUGGAUCUGUUACGCAAAAAAAUAUAUUAUUUUGAAAAAUUGAAAAAUGCAUCGAAAAAGCAAACUGAUCUUCUCCUUUAUUUUGGUGAUAAAUAUUCUGGAAAUUUAGAG
Racocetra fulgida is the source of this 380-nucleotide messenger RNA. Lineage: Eukaryota; Fungi; Glomeromycota; Glomeromycetes; Diversisporales; Gigasporaceae. The record is from the annotation of a GenBank genome assembly.